Molecule: messenger RNA, 2733 nt
Organism: Oncorhynchus masou masou (cherry salmon)
Lineage: Eukaryota; Metazoa; Chordata; Actinopteri; Salmoniformes; Salmonidae
Product: paired box protein Pax-7-like
Exons: 9
Coding region: 436-1971 (511 amino acids)
Biological process (GO): anatomical structure development; regulation of transcription by RNA polymerase II
Molecular function (GO): DNA-binding transcription factor activity, RNA polymerase II-specific; RNA polymerase II cis-regulatory region sequence-specific DNA binding
Source: RefSeq, a predicted model, not a curated record
CCUACGCCGUGCGCCAAAGUUAUCACUUAAACACCCAACCUCCAUGCAGACUUUGUCAUCAAAAACUACCAGAGCUUUUAGGAAAACGCUGCAAAGAAUUAAGCAACCUUUGCGCACUUGAGAGUUAAGGGACACCCUCCUCCCUCUCUCUGUACACACACGGUGUACCUUUUUCUCAGCAGUCCUGUUUCGCUCAUGCUCCCCACCGUGCUACAUCAGAAGUAAGUGUGUUUUACGGUUUUGGGGUCUUUCGUUUUCAGAGAUUCGUCCGUUUGGAUGAGUAUAGGCCUAUUUGUCUUUUUUCAUUUUUUAUUUUUUUGUUGAGUGGACUGCACUUUUUUAUUUCAUCGUCAAAACAAUUACCACAAACAAGUCUCGACUUAGUUUAGCCGAUGAAAUAUUGGCCUUGUUUUUCCUGCUACUUUUAGCUGUAGAAUGCAGUCGUCUUUGCCAGGAACAGUACCGCGAAUGAUGCGACCAGCGCCUGGACAAAACUAUCCGCGCACUGGCUUCCCUUUGGAAGUGUCAACUCCCCUGGGUCAAGGUCGGGUAAACCAACUCGGUGGAGUGUUCAUCAACGGAAGACCACUGCCAAAUCAUAUCCGACACAAGAUAGUGGAGAUGGCCCACCACGGUAUCCGUCCCUGCGUGAUCUCUCGACAGCUACGAGUUUCCCAUGGUUGCGUGUCCAAAAUUCUUUGUCGGUAUCAAGAAACAGGAUCAAUCCGACCCGGGGCAAUAGGAGGAAGCAAACCCAGACAGGUAGCAACGCCCGAUGUGGAGAAACGGAUUGAGGAGUACAAGCGCGAGAAUCCCGGCAUGUUCAGCUGGGAGAUCCGAGACAAGCUGCUGAAGGACGGGGUGUGUGACAGAAGCACAGUUCCUUCAGGUGAGGCCUCAUCUGUGAGUUCCAUUAGUCGUGUUCUGAGAGCUCGAUUUGGGAAGAAAGAUGACGAAGAAGAUUGUGAUAAAAAAGAUGAAGACGGAGAGAAGAAAACCAAACACAGCAUCGAUGGCAUUCUUGGCGAUAAAGGUAGCCGUAUGGACGAAGGCUCAGAUGUGGAGUCGGAGCCGGACCUUCCCCUGAAGAGGAAACAGAGGCGCAGUCGCACCACUUUCACGGCCGAACAGCUGGAGGAGCUGGAGAAGGCCUUUGAGAGGACACACUAUCCCGACAUCUACACCAGAGAAGAGCUGGCCCAGAGGACCAAGCUCACAGAGGCCCGUGUACAGGUGUGGUUCAGCAACCGACGGGCCAGAUGGCGUAAGCAAGCGGGAGCCAAUCAGCUGGCGGCGUUCAAUCACCUGUUGCCAGGUGGAUUCCCAGGCAGCGGUAUGCCCACGCUACCCACCUACCAGCUCCAAGAUUCCGGUUACCCCACAACCACACUAUCACAAGACGUUAGUGGCACGGUUCACCGCCCUCAGCCAUUACCACCGUCCACCAUGCACCAGGGAGGGCUGUCGGGCGGGGAUGGCGGCUCGGCCUACGGCCUGUCGUCCAACCGUCAUGGCUUCUCCAGCUACUCCGACUCCUUCAUGAGCCCCUCGGCACCCAGUAACCACAUGAACCCCGUCAGCAACGGCCUCUCCCCACAGGUGAUGAGCAUCCUGAGUAACCCCAGCGGCGUGCCCUCACAGUCCCAGCAUGACUUCUCCAUCUCGCCCCUCCACGGCAGCCUGGAGUCGUCCAACUCCAUCUCGGCCAGCUGCAGCCAGCGCUCCUCAGACCAGUCCAUCAAGACGGUGGACAGCAUGGCCUCCUCCCAGUCCUACUGCCCUCCCACCUACAGCACCACCAGCUACAGUGUGGACCCUGUUACGGCCGGCUACCAGUACAGCCAAUACGGACAGACUGCUGUGGACUACCUGGCGAAGAACGUGAGCCUGUCCAGCCAGCGGAGGAUGAAGCUGGGAGACCACUCAGCCGUCCUGGGACUACUCCAGGUGGAGACGGGACAGGCCUACUAGAUUAGUCGCACUACAGUCCCCCAUCUCCCCCACACUAGCCCCUUGACCUGCUACUGGCGCCUCUCCCUCACCCCUAUCUCUCUCACCGCCACCUCCAUCACCAACGGGAGAGCCAGAAGUGUGUGUGUGUGUGUGUGUGUGUGUGUGUGUAUGUGCAGACGUGUUUCUGUUUUUGUGUGUGUUUGUGGGAGAGAGACAAGACAGAAGAUCAAAGCACUUGUAGUCUCGAAGAGAGAAAUGGACUGAAAUUGAAGCAGCCAUUCCAGGAGGAGGAGCAGGGAGCUGUAGCUACAGUCUCUUUCCACUGUUCAACCAUUUCACAAUUCCUCCUCUCAUCCUCAACCAAGAGACCCUUACAGGGCUAUGGCGAGCUAGAGGGGAAUGAGCUCCUACUGUCUUGGGCCCCAUAUUGAAAUGGCCUGCCCGACCUACGCUACCAAGAGUUAGCACAUGCAGGCCGAACAAGUGUAGCUUAUCUUUCAUUCCCAAGUUUUUGGACCAGGUCAUUUGUUACGGUACUUAGCUACUGGUGUUAUAAUUCUAUUUGUCAUUAUAACUGUGGCUGUUCCUAUUGCUGUUCAAAAUUAUAAUUAUUGUUACAAUGUUGUUUACUUUCCAUCUUGUCAAAGAUUUCAUUGGCGUUUGCUGGUAUUAUUUGAACAGAUGAUUUAGAGGAGCUUACAGAGAAAGAAGGGAGGGGGUGAAAGAGAGAGAGAAAGAGAGGGAGGAGGGGCUUACGGAGAAAGAAGGGAGGGGGGUGAA